AUGGUAUUUUCCACUUUAGAGCAUAUAUUAACUCAUAUAUCCUUUUCAGUCGUAUCUAUUUUAAUUUCAAUUCAUUGGAUAACCUUAUUAUUAGGCAAUGAAAUCAUAGGAUUAUACAAUUUGUUGAAAAAAGGCAUGAUAAUAACCUUUUUUUGUAUCACAGGAUUGUUAGUUACUCGUUGGAUUUUUUCAGGCCAUUUACCUUUUAGUAAUUUAUAUGAAUCAUUAAUAUUUCUUUCAUGGACUUUUUCUAUCUUUUAUAUGGUUCUUUGCUUCAAAAAAAAAAAAAAUUACUAUUUCAAUACCAUAAUAACACCAAGUAUUCUUUUUACCCAAGGCUUUGCUACUUCGGGUCUUUUAACCGAAAUGCAUGAAUCCUUCAAAUUAGUGCCUGCUUUACAGUCCCAUUGGUUAAUGAUGCACGUAAGUAUGAUGAUAUUGGGUUAUACAACUCUUUUAUGUGGAUCAUUAAUAUCAGUGGCUAUUUUAGUCAUUACAUUUCAAGAACUCAUACAAAUUUUUGGUAAAAGCAAGACUUUCUUUUUUUUUUAUGAAUCCUUUUCUUUUGCCGAAAUCAAAUAUAUGAAUAUGAAUGAUAAAAAGAAUAUUUUACAACAAACUCCUUUUCCGUUUUAUUCGUCUUAUAGAAAUUAUUAUAGAUAUCAAUUUAUUCAACAAUUGGAUCGUUGGGGUUACCGUACUAUUAGUCUAGGUUUUAUCUUUUUAACAAUAGGUAAUAUAUCUGGAGCAGUAUGGGCUAAUGAGGCAUGGGGAUCAUAUUGGAAUUGGGAUCCAAAGGAAACUUGGGCUUUUAUUACUUGGACUAUUUUCGCAAUUUAUUUACAUACUAGAAAAAAUAAAAAAUUGGAAUAUAGAAAUUCUUCAAUAGUGGCCUCCAUGGGUUUUCUUAUAAUUUGGAUAUGUUAUUUAGGGAUAAAUCUUUUAGGACUAGGACUACAUAGUUAUGGUUCAUUUACACCUAAUUAA
Molecule: messenger RNA, 987 nt
Organism: Vigna unguiculata (cowpea)
Lineage: Eukaryota; Viridiplantae; Streptophyta; Magnoliopsida; Fabales; Fabaceae
Source: the annotation of a RefSeq genome assembly